CCCGCCUAAGCUGGUAACCCGACCUGCCUUUGUUCCUUCGCCCCGAAAGGCUUCAAUCAUCGUCAUCCGUUCAGUAGCUUGGUUCAGGUGCCUUGCGGCUGGUCAAGCUGGCAGCUCGAGCUGCAAGACUCGACUCCUCAAUCGACAUGCCUCCCAAGUUGAACCACACGUCUAACCAUCACGCGUCUGAUCCGGACAACGAAGUCGUCUGUCCGAUCAAGUCUGCGGAUGGCAGCAACUGUCGCAAGAAAUGCUUGGGCGAGAAGCGAUUCCGCUCUAUGCAGGAGCAUAUCCGGCGAGCGCAUCCGGAAUACUAUAUUCCCAAGUUGCCGGCAACAAAGGAGAGCUUUGAGUUGAUGGUCAACUCACCGCCGUCGGAGCGGCCACCACGAGUGGAGCUAUGGUCGCCGACGUCUGCCCCACGCCAACCACGAUCACAACCUGCAGAUCGCCACCACAACAAUGACCAGUAUGCAGUUGGAGGACCCUCUGCAGGCGGGCUGGGCCCUGUUCAGAUAGCCCCCGACGGCUACGGAUUGCCCGCGGAAUACCGAAGGGGCUCCCUUAUCCCAGCUGCGAGCGCGGCUGCUGCCCUGGCACAGCUGCACUAUGCUCGACCAGACGGAGAAUGGGACAAUGAUCAAGUAGGCCCUGACUGCGCUGAUGACGCUGCUCCGAGCGCUAAGUACAUGCGUCAGAACUAUUUCAACGACCAUGUGACCGACGCAAAGAGAGCUCACAUGGUAGAUCCCACCCUCUCGGCUGGACAGCAGUUCCUCGAUAGCCAGUACCAAGAAGACCAGAAUCCGUCUGGCAUCAUGUCGGCGUCGUUGCUCAAAUCACCCGCGAGCCGCCAGAACACGCUUCCUCCCAUGCAGCGCUCCAUCUCCCAUAGCUCGCGUCCUCGUAAGAACUCGCUGACACAGAGCGCCCGUAAAGCAAAACACGAAAGAGACAAGAUCAAGAGCGAGAACCGCAAGGCCCUCAGUGCCGAACCCAACAUGUACGGCAAGAGAUGGGAAGACUUGAUAGACGCUGCGACGUCGGCCACGGAAGAGGAUAGAGACCUCACUCCUUUACCCGUCUCGCCAUACAAAUCACCACAAGUGGGAGCACGUACCCCGUUAGCUCCCUUCGCUCUUGGCUCUCAGUUCCAAUCAUAUACCGCCUCCCCUCUACAACAAACCCUCACACCUCCUCCAGCCGACGCAGAUGGACCUCCUCUAGACAUGGGGCCGUUCCCGUCUGUCGAGGACAACGCCGUCUCAUCAUCCAUCGACUCAAAUCAAUCAGGGAAUAACUUUCACAUCAUGCCAUCACAGGCCCUCUCGUCGGACUCAUCACCAAUGUUCUCGAAUCCGGUCCAAAUAUACUGUGCAGGCUGCAGAAGGCUCAGCAUCCUCAAGGAAUGCUUCGCUUGCACAGAGUGCAUCUGUGGUCUCUGUGGAGGCUGUGUGGAUGCACUAAUGGCAGAACAGUCUCGCGGUCGGAUAGCGCAAUGCCCACGAUGCCGCACUAUGAGUGGACGAUUCAAACAGUUCCAGCUCGACAUUCGCUGAGAACUGUCUCACACCUUCACCCUCUGAUUCUUCAUCUCGACUUGUUUAAUAGCACAACUUCAUCAUUCUCUUCUUGUUGGCUGGGCUGUCUAUUUUGGAAUCUGUUUGGCGCUGGUAGGCGUUUCAUCUGGAGGUUAUGGAUGCCUUCUUUCUUUUGGGGCACUAGGAAUGGGAUAGACUGGUAUGGAACACAUCGGGGCUGCAACGAGCAAUUAGGAAACAAUCAUCUUUGGGAACCCGGUCAAUUUCAAUUUCACAGCAACAGAUUGUCUGUUCCUUCCUUUUUCACUUGUUCAACUGCUUAGCGCUGCAAUAAGACUGGUCGGCUGUGUUUUUUCUACCAUCUUCCUCACUUGCUGAUUUGUCUCACUUUCGAGCAGUUCCACUCAGUGUCGACCUCAACUCCAUGCUCGCGCAUCAACCAUCCACUUUGCUUCUUACACCAACACACAGGGGGAAGAAGCGGUCGAUCCCCACCU
This is a messenger RNA of Aureobasidium pullulans EXF-150, 2038 nucleotides long. RefSeq lists its product as uncharacterized. The transcript is spliced from 4 exons. The record is from RefSeq and is a predicted model, not a curated record. The coding region runs from base 147 to 1559 and encodes 470 amino acids. Lineage: Eukaryota; Fungi; Ascomycota; Dothideomycetes; Dothideales; Saccotheciaceae.